Penicillium concentricum is the source of this 1995-nucleotide messenger RNA. RefSeq lists its product as uncharacterized. Lineage: Eukaryota; Fungi; Ascomycota; Eurotiomycetes; Eurotiales; Aspergillaceae. Bases 1 to 1995 code for a protein of 664 amino acids. Gene Ontology annotation, biological process: transmembrane transport. The transcript has 10 exons. The record is from RefSeq and is a predicted model, not a curated record. Gene Ontology annotation, molecular function: oligopeptide transmembrane transporter activity.
AUGGAAGCUAACAAGGACAAAGACAUUAACCUCCUAGAGCAAUCCAUUCGGGAAAAGGAAGUCCAGGAUGGAAACAAUACUGAUUCCGGUAAUUCCGAGCACGUUUUGAUCUUUAUAAUUAUUUACGUUCGUCUCGGUGCCGAUGUUCUCACAGAGCAGCAAAUGUUUUACGGCUACAAGGCAGAAUGGGGCUUCCAGAUCCUCAUUACUUUCUCCACAUUUCUAAUCGGGUUCUGCCUUGCCGGGCUAUUUCGGGCGAUUGUAGUCGUUCCCCCAGAGCUGAUUUGGCCUGGGGUUCUGGGUGUUACUGCAUUGACCACAACCCUGCACCAUGUCAACCAGGAACAAGUGCAAGUGCGUUACAAUACUUGGAAAAUGUCUCGCUAUGCCUUCUUCACUAUAGCAUUUUGCGUCUCGUUCUGCUGGUAUUGGUUUCCGGGGUUCAUCUUCCCGGCGCUUAGCUAUUUCAGCUUUCCGUGUUGGAUCAAGCCUGAGAGCAAAGUAGUCAAUCAGAUCUUCGGAAUGAGUUCCGGAAUGGGACUGUUACCGAUUACCUUUGAUUGGAGCCAAAUAUCUUACGUUGGGUCUCCCUUGCUCAUUCCUUCGUGGGCGGUUCUCAACGUCUUCAUUUCCCUGGUGUUCUGGAUUUGGAUUGUGGCUGUCGCUUGUUACUAUACCAAUGUGUGGAACACAGGAUACCUUCCUUUUCAAAGCUCUCAAGUCUUCGACAAUACUGGAAAUACUUACCAAGUCAAAAAGAUUGUCAAUGCGGCUUCAGGCUACAAGCUCGAUGUUAAGAAGUACCUUGCCUAUUCACCGGUCUAUAUGCCGGUUACCUACGCGUUGAACAUGUUUGGGCUAUCAUUUACCACCCUAAGUCUUCUUGUUUGGGCUCUCCUUGAAAAACGUCAAGUCAUGGUCGAUGCAGCUAAAAGGGUGCCUCGGCUUGUCCUAGAGUCCCUUCCCGGGCGCUCCAGAGAGUAUAGUGAGGACGAGAGGGGAGACCCAGAUGUGCCUUUGUGGUGGUAUUUGGUUGCAUGUAUCGUGGCGUUAUUCAUGGCAAUGUUCGCUGUUCAGUGGUGGCAAGUUGAACUGAGAUGGUACGGUGUUUUGCUGGCAUGUGCUGUGGCAGUGGUAUUCUAUCCUGCGCUGGCUUUGGUCUAUGCCACUUCUAACCUCAAGAUCAACAUCGAUAUUUUCUGCCGUAUCGUGGCUGGUUUCGUCUUUGAGGGCAAAGUCCUGGCCAAUAUCUGGUUCUUUGAUAUCGGGUACAUCACGACCAUCAAGGGUCUUUACUUUGCCCAGGAUCGCUCUCCUUUCCGGCUAUUGUUGGACUAUGCUGAUACCCCGAAGAUCCCCCAACGAAAACUGUUCUUGGUUCAAUGCGUUGGGAUGCUUGUCGGCACCCUCUCCUCACUCGGUGUCCUCAACUGGGCCAUGAAUCACAUCGCCGGUAUCUGCACCAGCGCUGCUGUCAAUGGUUUCAGUUGCCCUUACAGCAGCACUCACUUCAAUACUUCUUUGAUCUGGGGUGCAGUGGGCCCUCGUCGCUAUUUCUCAAACCAUAUUGGCUAUUCCGCUUUGCUUUAUUUCUUCAUAAUCGGUGCCAUUUUACCCAUUCCUGUCUAUGAUAUGGCCCGCAGAUACCCCAAGUCGCUGUGGAAGAGGGUUCAUGUUCCCCUAUUCAUUGGGGGGCUGAAUUACCUUCCCCCUGCGAUGGAAAUGAACUACAGCAGUUGGGCAGUUGCCGGACUCACUUUUGGCUGGCUUAUUCGAAAGCGUCUGCCGAGCUGGUGGAGUAAGUAUAACUUUGUGCUUAGUUCUGCUAUGGACUCGUCUGUGGGAAUUGCUGGUGCGUUGAUUUUCUUGACAAUUUAUUUCACCGGAGCCAGCAAACAUCUCAACUGGUGGGGAACAGAGGUUCAUAAGAACACCUGUGACUGGAAAGGGUGUGCAUAUCUUUCUGUGCCAAAGGGCAGAAAGUUCGGCAUGUAG